Diachasma alloeum is the source of this 1439-nucleotide messenger RNA. RefSeq names its product enoyl-[acyl-carrier-protein] reductase, mitochondrial. Gene Ontology annotation, biological process: fatty acid metabolic process. The transcript has 4 exons. The coding region runs from base 175 to 1284 and encodes 369 amino acids. Gene Ontology annotation, molecular function: trans-2-enoyl-CoA reductase (NADPH) activity. The record is from RefSeq and is a predicted model, not a curated record. NCBI's taxonomy places the organism in Eukaryota, Metazoa, Arthropoda, Insecta, Hymenoptera, Braconidae. Gene Ontology annotation, cellular component: mitochondrion.
AUGACACCCACUCUGAACAGCUGAUCAGCUGAUCCAAGCCGGAGGGGUUAGAUAACCUCAAAAACCUCCUCAAUCCGUAAAAAUCGCGAAAAUUCGUAGGACGUGGUGGAAACGCCGGUGUUUCACGGAAUAAAAAUUGCUUGAAGAUUAAUUUUACGCGUUUCAGUCGGUAAAAUGGUCCUGAGGGUGGGAAAAUUGGUUCUGAUGACCUCCAGGAUACAGUGGGGGAAGUGCUCGAUGAUGAAGCGAGGGAUGAGUGCGUCUGGAGUGAAUUUUGGGAAAAGUCUGGUGUACGAGGGCUAUGGGGAGCCUAUAGAGGUGUUGAAAUUGAAAAAUACCGAGGAUUGCAAGCCUGGGGUGAACGAGGUGGCUGUCAGGUGGAUCUUGGCACCUGUCAAUCCAGCUGACAUCAACACUAUCCAAGGAAAAUACCCGAGCAAACCGAAAUUGCCAGCGGUGGCUGGGAACGAGGGAGUUGGAGAGGUUGUUGAUGUCGGCGAAGGGGUGAAGGCUGUGGGGGUGGGGGACAAGGUUGUUCCCAAUAGGAGUAACACAGGCACCUGGAGCUCACGGAGGGUUUACCCAGUCGAGGAAGUAUUGAAGAUUCCAGGGAAUUUCACAGAUGUUGAGGCAAGUAUGCUCAACGUGAACCCCUGCACAGCCUACAGGAUGUUAAAAGACUUCGUCCCCCUCUGCCCAGGUGACACGGUGAUCCAGAACGGGGGAAAUUCAGCGGUUGGACAGCUGGUUAUCCAGCUCUGCAGGGCCUGGGGCUUGAAUUCAGUCAAUGUUGUGCGAGAUAGAGGGGACAUUGGAGAACUGAAGGAUCACCUGAAGUGUCUUGGAGCCACUGAGGUCCUCACAGAGUCAGAAAUACGGACGACUGAUUUGUUCAAGAGCAAGAAACUCCCAGCACCAAAAUUAGCUCUGAACUGCGUCUGUGGGGAGAGUGGAGUCAACAUCCUGCGGCAUUUGGCUCACAGUGGGACUAUCGUUACGUACGGGGCGAUGUCCAGGGAACCUCUAACCAUUCCAGCAUCUGCACUGAUUUUCAAAGAUGUCACUGCGAAGGGAUUCUGGAUGUCAGCCUGGGUAAAAGCCCACUCAAACUCCCAAGAACGUUGGGAGAUGCUGGACGAUCUCGGGAAGCUAUUCUCCUCGAAGAAGAUCCAAGCACCCCCUCACAAGAUCAUUCCCCUCUCCGAGUACCAAGAGGCUGUGAAAAACACUCUCCAGUUGGACGGCAAAACUGGAAUCAAGUACAUACUGGACGUAUCAGCAUAAAAUACAAUAUUCCAUUUAUUAUUCGUAUUUUUUACACCAAAAUAAUUAUUCAGUUUUGUCAGAAGUGAUUGUACAGUUUCGUAAAGAGUAGAUUUUGGUUUAAAUUCAUAGAAUAAUUUGAAGAAAUUAUAUUAAUACGAAAAUAUCAACAUUAA